AUGGAUUCAAACUAAGUAUGCUAAAAAUGCAAUCCAACUUGUAAAACAUGUAGUGAUUAAAAUACUUGCCUAACUUGUGAUGAUACAUAAUUCAGAGUUUUCAAUAAUAAUACUUAGCAAUGUGAUUGUUUACAAACCUAUUAUUCUAUAAAUUCUUAACCUAAAUGUAUCAAAUGUCCUUAUUACUGUUAAACAUGCGAGUUUAAUAACUAAUAAAAUCUAGUCAAGUGUCUUUAAUGUUUCUAAGAUCCUUUAAUAAAUAGAAGCGGUAUAGGUAAUUGCCAAUGUUUACCUGGUUUUUUUGAUGAUGGUGCUAAUUUAAAAUGCGUUAAAUGCAAUUACACUUGUUAAUAAUGUAAUAAUAAAAGUUAAUGUAGCUCAUGCGAUAUAACUAAAUUUAGAUAAUUAAAUUCAUCUUCUUAAUGUGAGUGCCAAUCUGGAUAUUAUGAUGAUGGAGAAAAUUAAAAAUGCUAAUAAUGUCCAUAUAAUUGUCAAUAAUGCUAAAAGUAAGGAGCUAAUAUAAUUUGCACAGAUUGUAAUACAACAGGAACAUUUAGACAAAAUGAUUAAUUCUGUUCAUGUAAAAGUGGAUAUUAUGAUUCAGGAUAGCUUACAUGCAGUUAGUGUAAAAAUGGUUGUGUAUCUUGUGAUUCAAAUGGUGAAUGCUAGAAUAAUUGUUCAUUGAAUUGUAUAUUUUGUGAUAGUCCAACUGUAUGCACUAAAUGCAAGCCUCUAACAUACUUAGUUGAUAAUUAAUGUAAAACUUAAUGUAAUUCAGAUCAAUAUGCUGAUAAUAAUCAAUAAAUUUGUAUAUCCUGUCCUAAUUUUUGCAAUAAAUGUAAUAUUGACCCUACAAAGUGUUAGUAAUGUGUUUCAAAUUAUGUACUUUAUUAAGACACUUGUCUUUCUAGUUGCCCAGAUGGCAAUUAUAAAGAUUAAAAUAACAUUUGCUAAACUUGUUUAUAAAAUUGUUCUUAAUGUGACUCGAAUGUGACAUGCAAAAAAUGCAAGAAUAACUUUUAUUUAUACUAAAAUAAUUAAUGUAUGGCUACUUGCCCAGAUGGAUAUUAUAGUGAUUCUAACAAUAUCUGUUAAUCAUGCUAGUAAAAUUGUAUUUAAUGCAAUAAUUCUGGAAUUUGUAGCAAAUGUUAAGAUAGCUUUUAUUUAUACUAAAAUUAAUAAUGUUUGAAAAAUUGCCCUAAUAAUUACUUUCAAUAAGAAGCUAGUAAAACAUGUGAGUAAUGUAUGAAAAACUGCUAUUAGUGUAAUUCUUCUAACUCAUGUGCUUAAUGUAUGCAAAAUUUUUAUCUCUUUAAUGAUAACUAGUGUCUCUCAGACUGCCCCUAAUAAUACUAUAAAGAUUCUUAAAAAAAUAUUUGUACCUAAUGUUUGUUGAAUUGCAAAAAGUGCAAUGAUUCUAGUUCUUGCUAGGUCUGCAAUAGUGGAUUUUAUUUACUAAAUAGCUCAUUAUGUGUUUAGAAAUGUCCUGAUGGAUAUUUUGAAAAUGUAAAUUAAAGUAUUUGUUAGUUGUGCUCCACAAACAACUGUUAGAAAUGUAACGAUUAAAAUUAAUGUUUAGAAUGUAAAAAAAAUUAUUUUCUUAAAGAAAAUGAAUGUGUUUUGAGGUGCGGUUAAGGUUUCUAAAUCCAAAAUAAUACUUGCAUUGCUUGUAAAGCAAAUAAUUGUCAAUAAUGUGAUAAAUAAAUAGAUUAAUGUUCUUCUUGUUUGUACAGUUUUGAAUUUUUUAAAAAUGAAUGUGUUGCUAAGUGUUAGAUGAAUUAAAUAAGGGAUGAAAAAGGUAGCUGCUUUGAAAAAAAUUAAUUUAAACUAGAAUAUAAAUCAAAAAAUUAAAUUUAAAUGAUUUUCAAAUCAAAACCUGACUUUGAAGAUAUUAAGAAGAAAUUACAAGUGAGUAUAGCAGAGUUGUAGGGAUAAUUUGAUUAUACAGUAGAUAUUUAAGAUAAUUAAACCUUGCUUAUCACAAUAAAAAGCUCUAAAAAGAUAGACAGUAAAUAAGAUGUUGUUGUAUCAAUAAAUGAUAAUAAAAACGAGUUUAUAAAUCCAAAGCAAUCAAUAGAUAUUUAAAUUACUUCGUAAAAAUAAGAUGAAAAUCCAGUUGCUUCAAAAUCAGUUGAGACUGCAACAUAGGCUGUUUCUACUGCUACAAUAGCUGCGAUAUUUCCACUAGCACUUUCUGGAAACUUUUGGAUGAUUUCAUCAAUAUUAGAUAUCUCAUAAAUUAUUUACAUGACUUCAUUCUUAAAAUUUGAAUAAUCUUCCACUUUGGACACUUUUUUAUCAUCCUAGAAGAAUUUUAAAAUCCCAUUUCCAAAUUUUUUUGAGUACAUGGAUCAUUAUGAAGAAAUAAUUUAUGAUAUACCAUCAUAAAUAUAAGAAAGAGACCUUCAAGGAUUUUAUCUUAGUAAUAUGGGUGACACAAUAUCUUUGCUUGUAGUAAUUCUGUUAGCUUAUUUGCUUUUAAAAUUCUUGGUUUAAAUAUUUAAGAAGUGUUAAAAAAUUCAAAAUGUAAUAAUAAAGCUAGAAAGUAAGCUAUUUCCUAUAACAUUAUUUGCAGAUUUAUCAUGGAUAGUCUAUCAAGAUAUGAGUUUUUCAGUUAUAUUGUAAUUGAUAGCUCUGAAUAUAGCAAAGUAUGCAGUUGAAAUAUUGAACUACUUUAUCUUUUCAAUAAGCUUCUUAGGGAUUAUAUUACCUUUAUAUUUAGCUUUUAUCAUAUACACUGGGUCUAAUAAGGAAAUAAAAAAACAUUUAACAAAAGAUCAAUAAUUCAAUUAUUACUAAAUUCUUCUAUACUUAAGGAAAUUAUUUUAUACUGUAGUUGUUGGAGCAUUAUAAACAUCUCCGAUUACUUAAAUUUUACUCAUUAUAUUAUUUCACCUAAUUUUGUUACUAAUAAUAAUAAAAUUAAAACCCUUCAAAGUAGCUUUUUUGAAUGUUAAGGAAGGAAUUCAGAGUUCAUCUUUCUUAAUAGGCCAUAUCCUUGUGCUUUCUUUGUAUUUUAUUGAUGAAAGUGAUUCUGCUAAUUCUAAAAAUAUUUGCUGGGCUAUACUUUCUCUAUUCUCUUUAAUAAUUGUAUUUGAAGUUAUAUUAUGCUUCAGAGAAAUUUAUAUAGCAAUAAAAGAAAUCUAUAUAAAGUACAAGAAAAAUAAAAAGGAAAAAUUAACUAUUGUUCCUUAUAAUGAGAAAGAAAUCAAUUAAAAAUCAAAUAAUGAAAUUUUAGAUGAAAAAGAAAGCUCUAGUAAAAAAGAAAAUUAAACUCAAAUGUAAGAUUAAAAUGUAGAACUAGAUUCAUCCCCAACUAAAUUAGACAGUAGGUUUUUUAUUUCUUCUCUUAUUGAUCAAAAUUAAACUCAAAUUAAAUAUGAUCUAAACUCACCUGUAAGAAGAGUUUUAAGGAAUGAAAAAAGUUUAAAAGAGGCAGAAGCUAAAACUUAAGUGCCAGAAUCCCAUAAUAUAAGUAAUUUGCUUAAACUUUAUUAAAGUUAGUCAGGAAUAUCUGUGGAGGGUCAAACAUUUAGAGAUUUUAAAGACCUUUAAUCUUAAAGAUCAACUAUGAUGCUGAUGGAAGAAUAAAAUAGAAAAAGUUGUAAUAAUUCUGUAAAUGUAAGUUUCAAAGGACCUGAUGUGAAUGAUAAAAUUUAAUAAAAUUGUAAUUGA
Messenger RNA from Tetrahymena thermophila SB210, 3675 nucleotides. Its product is annotated as surface protein with EGF domain and furin-like repeat protein, putative. Gene Ontology annotation, molecular function: protein binding. The record is from RefSeq and is a predicted model, not a curated record. Lineage: Eukaryota; Ciliophora; Oligohymenophorea; Hymenostomatida; Tetrahymenidae. The transcript has 4 exons.